Messenger RNA from Cryptomeria japonica (Japanese cedar), 2322 nucleotides. Its product is annotated as probable U3 small nucleolar RNA-associated protein 11. Gene Ontology annotation, cellular component: small-subunit processome; nucleolus. The record is from RefSeq and is a predicted model, not a curated record. Gene Ontology annotation, biological process: rRNA processing. The coding region runs from base 1309 to 2001 and encodes 230 amino acids. The transcript is spliced from 10 exons. Lineage: Eukaryota; Viridiplantae; Streptophyta; Pinopsida; Cupressales; Cupressaceae.
UUAUGAUUUCAAGAGACGAAAACCUUCAGAUGUUGACAAAAGAGUUGAACAAAACGUUAUCUCUUCCAAACAAAACCCUAGCUGUUCCAAAAGGUGGAUUCACGAUGGAGUUCAUAAUUGAACCAAAUUUGCAGAAAUAAAAGAUAUCAAGACGGAGAUAUGAAUGUUUUAUUCUAAUUAUCAUAAGCCGGUAGUAUUGAGAUAUAUGUAUUUAACAAAUACUUGGCUGAAGUUAUUCGGAGUUUAUAUCCUCGGCAGAAUAAUAUAAGGGGUGCGAUAUAUAUGUUAUACCUGCCGAAGGGAAACAUUGGCGAAUUCUUUAUUAAACGGCAAUAGUAAGAAAAUCUAUAUUUGGCGAUUUGAUUGCAUUAGUGGAUAUAAUUAUGGGGUCGGGCUUUUCAAUGGUCAAAUGAUUUAAAUAAUUUUUGAGCUUCAAACAUUUCAGUGAAGUUGUGGCAAUAUAGAAGUAUCGCAGGUAUUGAAUAAGGGCCAAUAUAUAUUCCUGGGCACCGCAAAUAUUGUUAGGUCGUCUCAUUCUUCCACGGGCGGUGGAGAUUGAUCUCCUAUCAGCGAUAGCCAUUGCCGUGUCUUCGACAGGCAAGGCGAACAGAGCGGACGAGUCACAGAGUUGCUAACAAGAGCCAAGACAGGGGCCAAAACUCACAACGCACAUAUAGCUGGACAUCGAGUAAUAUUUGGUGCAACUCAUUUCCGGUAGUUCUCAAAGCCUCUACCUUUGGUGCGUCAUUUGUUGCACUGCACGUGAGGGUUGAAUGUUAGUGCUCGUAUAUUCUGGGAACAUCGUGGGCUCUUUCCUGAAGCAUGGUCGCACUGGGUGAAAAUAUAUUCCUGUACAACCUUCUAUGUCAUAAUUAAUUGCUGCUGUCACUGGAGGAAGUAUCAUUCUGUGCAUCGUAAAAGAAGAUUGUAGCUGUCAUAUAUAUCUGCGGUGUACACACAGGCUAACCUCUGCGAUUCAAUAGCCAGCGACUUUCAACGCUGGGUAUUGAGCAAGUCCAUAUCGAUUGUAAUCUGAGCUCUCUUUCAAUCUGGUGCAAUCUAAAGGUUCUUAAUGUUUAAGAUUACUGUUGUCAUGAAGGUUUGCGCCUGGUGCCAAGUUCUUAAAACUCUGCAAUCCCGUGCAACAUGGGAUCACUCCUAGGCCUGUGGGUUGCCUAAAAUUAGAGUGAACCUCUAGAUUAGGGGCUGGAUCCCCUUUUGAAAACCUCCUAAAAAUAUCAAUUGCUUGGAAAAAGGAUAGAGAAAUUGCUUAAACUGAAAACUACGACUACCAAGAGGUUUACAAUCAUGUCUUCACUAAGAAAUGCAGUAAAGCGGCGGACUCAUAAGGAACGUGCGCAGCCGGCUGCAAGGAGCAAACUUGGAUUGCUAGAAAAACACAAGGACUAUGUAGUCAGGGCUCGUGAUUUCCAUAAGAAAGAGGAAGCUAUCCGGAUUCUUCAAGAGAAAGCAGCAUCGAGAAACCCUGAUGAAUUUUAUUUUAAGAUGAUCAAUACUAAGAUUGUUGAUGGAGUCCACCGUCCACAGAGUCUUGCAAAAAAGUAUUCAGCGGAGGAAAUGUUAUUGAUGAAGACUCAGGACAUUGGGUAUGUUCUUCAAAAAGUACAAAGUGAAAAGAAGAAAGUUGAACGGCUUUCCUCUGUUCUGCAUCGCAUUGAUAAUCCUCCUUCAAACAAGCACAUUUAUUUUGCUGACGACAGGGAGGAGGCAAAGGAACUUGAACAAGUUAUUCAUUCUUCAGAAGAAAAGGCUGUUCCAUCAUCUAAGUUGCCAAGGCGCAUUAGAAAAAAAACUGCUAAAGCAUACAAAGAGCUUGAGGAACGAAAGAAGAGAAUAAAUGAGAUGCAAAAUGUGGUUAUGGACAUGAAUUUGCGUAAGGAAUUGAUGGGGAAGGGUAGGAAAAGGAAACUCCGUGAAGAUGAGGUUGUUUCCCCAACGUCUGCACCAGUUUACAAAUGGCGCAAAGAACGUAAAAGGUGAUAUGUUCAUGGUGUAUCUGUAUUCUGUACAGCUGUAGUAGGUUAUUGAGUAGUUGAAAUACAUUAUGAAAAAUCCAUUUUUGAGAACUUGGAUGAUAUCCAAAUAGAUUUGUACUAUGCACAUGUUUGGCAAAGUUAAAAACAUGAACUUGAAUACUCAUAAAAUCAUACUGUUGAGGAUUUAUGUAUUGGAAUUCUCUUAUGUACUUCUUAAAUUUUGUAUGCAUAGAUUGGGAUAUGCUAGAAAGCAUUUCUCAGUUGAUUUAAAUAUGUUCUACGACAAUCUCUAGAUCAUGCCAAUGAAGAAAUCUAGUUCCUAAUU